AAAUAGUUGGUCGGAGCGAAAAAUUGCAAACAAUUUUAGUUUCUCAACUGGAAAGUCAUGGUUCACAAUUACCAUUAAAUAUUGUCGAUUGCGGCUCGGUUGCCGAAGAAAAAGCAUUGUUGGGAUUAGCGGUGCAAAAAUUAGAUGCCGUUACGAAAAAUCUCGCAACUUUGAUUGAGUUAAGCAAUGAAGGAGAUUUGAAUUCCGAAGUCCACCCGUUAGAUUUGGCUCCGCUCCAAGAGUUAUUAACUGAUUAUGGUCAGGAAAUUUACGACCAAAAGCGAGUAAUAAAUAUUCUAAAAAAUGAAUCAGGAGAAAAGGACAAGGCAAUACAAAAAUUAGUGGAAACUCAACAAGGAAAAGACGACGAAAUCAGCAAUUUAAGAACGAAAAUCGGGGAAGAAAGAAAAUUAAGUAGAAGACAAAAAAAAGAAUUAGAUAACUUAACGGGUUCCUACCAAGCCCUUGUGGGCCAAGUGCAAAGUCUGAAAUCUGAACUGGCAAUCAAAGAGAGAAAAUUAAACCAAGCUGCCGAGGAAAUUAGAAAAUUGCAAGACGAUUUAAGCGAUGCCCAAAACGCUUCCUCUUCACGGGCCAAAAUGGAAUCGUUUGCUGAAAAGGCUGAAGAAUAUAGCCAAAAAGUAGUCCAAUUACAAGAAGAAAAAAACCAUUUUUGGGAAUGUUUUCUAGUUAUUCAGGACAAAUUAGAAAAUUUUCGCAAAGUUAAACUGGAAGCCUUAGCUUUUCUGGUAACGAAACCAAAAAAACGGCGUUCUAGUGCCCCCGUUCCCAAAUCGGCCAACUUGUUUUCGCAGCCCAUGAGAAAGAGCGCCUCAACAACGGCAACGCCCUUACCUACUAUAAAAGAAGAAUAUUUUGCUACUAAUCGUCAGCCAAAGGCAAAAAAUAUCACCAUUUCCAAAAAAGAAACCUCUCUGCCUAAUAAAUUAACUUGGGAAUUUCCUUAUUUGUCAAUUGUUUUUCCUUUUUGA
Molecule: messenger RNA, 992 nt
Organism: Cetraspora pellucida
Lineage: Eukaryota; Fungi; Glomeromycota; Glomeromycetes; Diversisporales; Gigasporaceae
Source: the annotation of a GenBank genome assembly